AUGUCCUCCAAUGAUCCUAACUCUUAUGGCACAGAUGAUGCUUUCGACGAAUAUAUUGACAUGGAUUUCUUAAAAAAUGACACAAUGGAGGAAGACGUUGAUAUUGGAAACAUGUCUACUUCUGAUCUUUUUCGUUAUUAUUUAGAAGGAGAAUUGGUCAGGGACACUACAAACGUUGACUCAACGAUUUAUACAACACCCAUGCAGAAUGCUACGGAUGACUUUUCGAUGGUGUCAAGUCCUAACUCCGUAACAGAAGAACCUAAAAUGAAUUCAAUAAAUCUUGUAGAAGAGCCCAACGUACUUUCUCAGUCGACAAAUGUGUCUAAUGAGGUUGGGCCUUCGUUGGCUAUGUUAAAUGCGCAAUUAGCCGAGUUAUUGUCGAAACUUCCUUCAUUUAAGCAAGAGUCAUAUACUGACAGCAAAGCUCCGACUUUGUCUGGCUCUACAUUACCAACAAAGAAUAAUCCGCAGUCUAAUAUUCUUGCUACACUCAAGUUAUCUGCAACUCCUAAUAAUAAUAAAGAAAGUGAUCAUGGUAAACUCGAUGAUAAUGCACAAAUUGAUUUAAAAAAAUUAUCAUCAAAAGAGCGACGACAACUUCGUAAUAAAAUAUCAGCUAGAAACUUUCGUGUUCGAAGAAAAGAAUACAUUCAAAGUUUAGAAUCGACGAAAGAGCAACAACAAGAAGAAAUAAAUUUACUUCGACAAGCUUUGAUGCAUUUGCAAGAAGAAAAUACAAGAUUGAAACAAGAAGUUGAAGAAUUGCGAAAACAGGCCAAGAAGCCAAUUAAUCCACCUCUCUCUCCACCCCACAGUUCAACAACAGCUAAAAGCAAUGCUCAACGUUCUAAAGCAUCUCAGUCAUCAUCCUCUGAUCCUCGGUAUCUUAUUCCUGACGUUAAUAAAGAUAAACUAUCAUCAUCAUCAUCUACAAACCAGAGUGCAUGGCAAGAUCCUCGCGUUAGGGUACAAACAACGCUUAUUCCUGAAUUCAAUCUUGAUAAACAUUUGUUUGAAGAAAAAUCCGCAUUUCCAUAUUCUAACAUUUGGAAUGGUUCUAUGAUUGGACAACCUUCCCUGAGAGAUGUUUUUGCAUUUGAUCAAAGGACUUUGUUCGCUUAUCUGUUGAUUAGUACAGUAAUGCAACGACUUACCACAUUGUUUAUUGAAGCAGUAUGUGCCACUCCUCAAAAUAAAAUGAUUGCCGCAUUGUUUCCUCCGGAAACCUUAACUGAAAGUCAGCAAUCUCUGGAGAUUGUCGACGAAAAAGAUGGUAUACCGGAUAAAAUUUCUGAACAACAAGCUUCUGUGCUCGAUUGGCUUUAUGAUACAAUGGUAAAACAUGUUGCCGAACAGAGUAAGGUAGAAGCCAGAAUUAUGGAACUUAGUGAUUGGGUUGGAGAAGAAUGGGAUGAUACUCUAAGUCGAUUUGCUCUUGCAUUAUGUCAAUGUGAGUUAAGGGACCGAACAAUUCGUAGGGACCUCAAUAUCCUUUUAUUACGUAGCAAAAAAUAUUAUGGCUCUACGAACCUUAAACUUUAUGCUAUAAAAGAACAUGCAAAAACAAGAGAUCACUUAAAAUCAUAUAAAAAAGAUGAAAUUAUGAGUGUGCUACCAGAACAUAUUAUAAGUUUAAUGAAAAUAAUAUAUUGUAUGGCGAAAGAAGAUCUUCUGUUAAAUAAAUUUAAGCAUCUUACUCAUCUUGGACAUGCUAUUGAAGCCCCACAUUUGAUAUCUAAAAACCAUCCAGUUACCUAUGAAAAUAAUAUGUGUGGUCGGGAAUUAUUAUAUUCUAUAUCUUCUUCAAUUGAAGAUAAUAUCUGGAAAGAAUUAUCUCUUGCAUCAGCUAUUGGAAUCAUAGUCGAUGAGAGUACUGAUAUUGCUAUGGAGUCACAUGUUAUAAUUUACGUUAGAUAUUUCAUUAAUAGUGUUGUAAAAAUACAAUUUUUAAGUCUAUUAAAAAUUGAAGUCAAAGAUGCAAAGUCAAUAUAUAAUGUAAUAAUUAAACCAUUUAUUGUAAAAAAAGUAGAUCAUAAAAUUUUUUCAUUUACUUCAGAUGGUGCAAGUGUAAUGCAAGGAAAUAUUUCAGGCAUUGCAACACGAAUAACUAAAUUAGAAAAAACCUAUUUAGAUCUUAAUAAUAAUUGUUUUAAAUUAAGUACUAAUUUAAACAAAUUUUUUAUUUCUACUCUUCCUAAAACAAAUACAAAAAUUGGUUCAUAUACACUUACUUGGAUAUUAAAUCAAGAAAAUGAUUUAAUAGUAGAUAUAAUAAGUUUUAUAUCUAUAUUAAUUUUAGAAAUUCAAAAUCAAUUUUCAAAUAAUCCUUUUGUUGAUGCUAUGAAGAUAUUUAAGUUGGCUGAUUGGUCAUUAAAUAAUCAAAACAUAACAGAAUUCGGUAAUGAAGAAUUAGAAUUAUUACUUAAUUUUUAUAAAGAACCUUAA
This is a messenger RNA of Cetraspora pellucida, 2448 nucleotides long. The record is from the annotation of a GenBank genome assembly. Lineage: Eukaryota; Fungi; Glomeromycota; Glomeromycetes; Diversisporales; Gigasporaceae.